GACUUUGAAUACACAUUUGGGAAGUAGAACUCACAUGCUGGCACAGUAACAUAAAUAUGAACGAAAGUAUGAAGUUGUUUGAAGAAAUAGUAGGAAGCCAGUUUCCUAAUUUAUUUCUGGAUUCAUUGGAAGAGUAUCCUGACAUUGACCUAAAGGGCAAAAAACGCAAAACAGGUAGUCUAAGACACAGCUCUGGAAGGCCAAUUGUAAAAGAUAUGGAUACAAAAAUGGAAUACGUCGAGUCCGACAGUAAUAUAAACACGGUUUCGAUUGCGCAGGAGCUAAAUACGUAUGAAAUCAUUUUAAUAAGUUAGGUAAGGUUAAAAAGUCGAUGCUGACAAAAGCCAAUAAGGAUCUCUCUUGGACGACUGAGAAUGUUGGUACAUUGUAAUUAAAUACUUCUCUGCUUUGGAUUGAAUGUACACUUCGUCAAAAAAGGCUGCACUUAGGAACAAUAGACUGGAUACAAAAAAAAAAACUCGAUGUAUGGGUACCAUAGGAAUUAACCCAAAUAACCUCAUGGACUGAAUUUCUAUCAGUGUAUUACUGCUGAAUCGAAAUAAAAUUGAUCAAUUUCUCAAACGGAUGAUUCGUGGUUAUGAAACAGUCGUGGUCGAGUCACCGUGAUCGGGCGCAAACGGUGGCCAACUCAGAAUUGGCAGUCAGGAAGGUUUUUUUGUAUUUAAUUGGAUGUGCAGAGCAUCGCUUUUGCCUAUGAAACAAAGCUAAUAUUUGAGUUUACUACAUUUCUACACAUCUGCCACAGUCAUAAAGAGUACACAAAAUUUAUUUUAAAAAAAAUUGCACUCCGUCUUUGAAGCUUGCUGCAAGUGCACUUAAUAUCACCGAAGGAACGAGUGACCUAUUAACAUUGUUUGAUAUCAUUUACAGCAAUGCAAGUUGUGAGCUUGAAUAGCAACGAAGGCAAAAGACACAAAAAUACAUCACUUGUUCGGUUCUAUAAACAAAGCAAACAGUACAUAUGUAUUCUUUUCUUCUCACAUUUGCAUCGAAAAAAGUAUUUCGAGAAAAACGGGUUUAAAGUUUAACCUUAAGUUUUAGGCAGCGUAACUGAUAGUCGCCUCUGGCUGCACUUGUCCGCUAAAUCGGUCCAGUUGCCACAAAUAUAAUUAAAAGAAAAAUUUUAAUCAUAUACUUAAGAAUUACAAAAAUAAUUUAUUUUAGAAUUAUCAAUUUUUCAUUAGCUUUUAAAUCAAAAAGUAAUAUUUUAAAUUUUUAUAACCAAAUUUUAUUUUUAAUCCCAAAGUCGGAUUAGUUAAAGCCCUAAGUUUAAUUUUUCAUCCAAAAAUUUUGAAAAAAAAUUUUCAACCCUGAAUCUAUCGAUUGGAAAUUAAUGAUAACAUCAACAAUGUAGUUUUCUAAAAAGAUACCACUCAUUAGAACCAUUUAAAUAAGGAUACAAAAACAAGGAUGCCACACGAGUUAACGCAGAAAAACUUUGUAGAUCGAGUUUCCAUCGGCGAAUUGUAGAUCAUGUCUUAACUCGGACAUGUACUGAAAACAAUUGGACUGUAUAAAUGAAGCAAUUACAUAGAAGCCGCCAGAUUUGCUCAAUAGAAAAAGAGUUGUGCUCUACAAGGACAAUGUCAGGCCACACACAUCGAUAGGAACUAGUUAGAAGCUCCGGGAGCAUGGUUGAAAUGUUUAAUAUACUUCCACUUUAUAGUCGCGAUGUAGAACCAAUUGAUUACUAUCAGUUCCUGUCUAUGCGAAGGAUUUUUCUGGCUUAAACUUCGCCUUAAGAGAAACUCAUGCAAAUCGACUUUCCCAGUUUUGUCAAAAUACCUUCCAUAUGGCAUCAAUUUAUCGAAUAUUCAAUAUAAUUGUAAUCCAUUUACGGUUUCACCGAAUAGUGAAUGUUGAAUUCUUACGAACAUUUUUUUAAUAUAAUGUUCAGUUAAACUCAAGCUCAGCCCUACCCUACUUGUUAUUGACUUCAACUUUGUUGCUUCGUAGUAUUGUUAUUAUUGUCGUUAAAUUAUGAUUUUAUUUAAAGAACAGGUUGCCUUGGAAAAAGUCAUAUGUUCUUCUAUGCGGAAUUCUGGAAAUUAUUCAUUAGCGCUUCGGUUGCUAAGUGGUGCCUACAAUGAAACGAUGAAUAAAAAAACUUGCCUUUGGACUUCAAUACUUUUAAAGUUGUAUGUGUCAUGUAAAGAGAAUCGGGACGCCAACCAACUACUUGCAAUUCUUGGCGUACUUGCUGAAUUAGCCUACACUUCAGAGGAAUCACGCAGAAUGUUUGGUUGCAAUUACGUCAAGAAUCUCCUUGAAAUAAUAAGUAAAAAAUAUUACACUCCUACAGAUAAUUUGGCGGUUCUUCGUCUUAUGGUUAUUCUGUUACAAUUUUAUCCUGAAUAUAGUGCUCAAAGUAGCGGCAUAGUUAAAGAUUUUUUAUCUCAAUUUAUGGAUUCCCACAAUCAAAAUGUCAUGGAGAGUGCUGCUAAAUGUUAUCAUCAUCUGCUUUCUAUAUCGAAAUAUUGUUUCAAUAGAAUAGCAGUUAAGGAUCUUUGGGAGACGUAUCAAGGAGAACUCUUAGAUAUGUUACAAACGCUGUCGGACUCAUUCUUAGGAGUACUGAAUUCUCCAGUUAUUCAAGCUAUGAACUGUGAACCUUUGAAUAUUCCUAUGUUGGAACUUUGUGAUGAUCCAAUAAAAAGAAUUUCACAAGUUUUCAUACGCUUUAAAAAUGUGGCGGUAUAUUUUAUUGUGACAUUACGGGAACCAUUUUUAAGUGAAAAACCUGUUAACGCAAAUAGAAUCAUUGAUAUUAUAAAAGGUGCCUUGAAUGUUAUUCAAUUAUUCAACAACAGAAAAAAAACAAUUAAUAGUAUCAUGCGUAAUCUACUCCUACCUGAAUUUUAUUACAUUUUGCUACAAGUUUUAAAAGCUUUAAUCAUAACGUUAAAAAGUCAUUUAAGGAAGAAUUAUAAACAAAUAUGGAUGAUUUUGGGAGAUAUGCUUAAACUAAGCUCUCAUAAAAUCGUAAUUGAACAAAAGAAAACAUAUAUGCGUUUACAUGGAAAAAUAUAUGAUGUCAUUACUUUAUGGUGUAAAAUUGUUAAUCAAGGCAGUCGAAGUGAUUUACUGAUUAACUUUAUGCUGAAGGAUAUGCAAGAUAUAUCCUCUACUUUAUCGAUGAUAUUUAAAAGUAAAAUCUAUUCUUCAGCAACUAAUUUGAAGGCAAUUGUUCGCGAACUUAUUUCUUCCAAACAAAGAUGCAUAUUCCAAGUUCUAAAUUCAUCUCCAAGUAAUUUAAAAUAUGAUAUCACCAAGGCUAUUGAGGAGAAUGUUUUAACAGCUUUUAGUGGGAUGUAUGAUGUAUCACUGAAUAAAUAUAAUUGUGAAUGUCGGACUGAUUUUGUUUCAACUCUAUUCUCGAUGUUUACAGCAAAUAUUUAUUUAGAUCCAUCAUCAGCCGAAAUCUUAGUCAACGCAAUACGACAUAUACCUUUGAUGGACCAAAAGAUUCAAGAUCAUACUAAAUAUGCGUUAAUGAUGCUACAUUUGGAAAGCUGCAUACAUCCCCAAAAGAAUAAUUUAAAAUCUUUGAUUGAGAUUGAUCAUGUUCCUAUCGGCUUUCCAAUGGUAGAAUAUUUCUCAAUAAAAUCUAAAUAUGAAGAUAUUAAUAGGAUGAGCGAAAACUCUGCAAAAGAUAUAACGCAAACAGGUAUGUGUCUAGAAUUUUGUAUAAAUAUUUACAUCCAUUACAUUACAUUACUUUAGUAAAUUGUUUUUUUU
Bactrocera oleae (olive fruit fly) is the source of this 3759-nucleotide messenger RNA. Lineage: Eukaryota; Metazoa; Arthropoda; Insecta; Diptera; Tephritidae. The record is from RefSeq and is a predicted model, not a curated record.